This is a messenger RNA of Paramecium octaurelia, 583 nucleotides long. The record is from the annotation of a GenBank genome assembly. Lineage: Eukaryota; Ciliophora; Oligohymenophorea; Peniculida; Parameciidae.
AUGAGAUAAUAAAAGGUUGGUCUAUUUUCUUAAAGUCAAGUAUAUGUUAAAGACAUAUGUGAACCCCUAAAUAUUUUGGAAUUCCUAGAUGAUUAAGUGAAUCAAAAUUUGGGUCAUCCUUUAAAACUGGAAAAUUUGAAAAUAUCAAAUAAAAGCUGCUAAAAAGAAAAUUCUCACUAAAGUAGACAUUAAUAGUAACAAUCUAGCUUAUAGUAAAAAGAGAAAUUAAAUAAAGUCCAUAUGGAUCAGGAUGGGCAAAUAAAGUUUUAGAGAAACAAUUUGGAGUUUAAUUAUCUUAAAUAACACAAAGAAAAUAGCCAAAAUGGAUUCUAAAAAAAUUGAAACCUUCUGAUAGCAAUGAUAGCAAGUAAUAAAAUUCAAGAUUAAUAAAUGUAUUUGAGCGUUAAUUUUUUAGGAUAUAAAAUCUCAAGAAGAAGGGUAAAGAAAAACUGCUUCUAAAUCAAAUGAGAGAAGAUUUGAUAAAAUAAUUAAGGGUCAUUAGAAAUCGUUUAGUGGUGUUAGAUACUCUUUGCCUAACUUUGAUAUUAAUUUCUUUGACAAAAUUGAUUAAUAAAAUUUAUGA